UCGCUCAUCUGUCAAUUUUCCAUCUCUAUUCCUCUAUUCGUUGUUGAUUUAAUUUUUGUUGGUUGUUAAAAUAUCGUUUUGUUUCUAAAUCCGCUGAAAAUUUAAAUAUUUUAAAAUGGAAGUUGCAGCUGAGGAAUCACCAAAAGACAAUACAGUAUCGGAAAAUAAUAUAGGGGACUGUGACAAAUUGCCGACCCCACUUCCACAUGAACCUCAAAAAAAGUCAAAGAAGGAAGAUAGGUCAAAAAAAGAUGAGAAAAAUGUUGAACAGUUCAUGAAGACCCUAAGCUCAGUACCAACAUUAGAUGAAAAGUUCUCUCUAGUUUGUAAGAAAUAUACGCAGGCAGCUGAUGAUAAUAAGAAAAUGCAGUUUUAUAUCAAACAAUCUGAUAAAAGAUAUGCUUUGCUGGUGAAAGAGAAGGAACAACUACAGCAUGAGUACAACAAAACUGUUCUUGUUAAAUCUAAACUUGAGAAUCUUUGCCGAGAACUACAGAAACAGAAUAAAGCUAUUAAGGAGGAAUCUCUCUUAAAGAUAAGGGAAGAAGAAGAGAGACGCAAGGAGACACAGGCUAAGUUCCAGAACACACUGUCGGAGAUCACAAACCUGUUGCAGCAGAACAAUGAGAAGAGUGCCAAGCUCCGAGAUGACAACAUCAGCAUGACAGAGAAGUUCAAGAGUCUGAUGCAGCAACACCAGAUAAGGGAACAACAGAUAGUAAAAAUGACGAAACAAAUGGGGUUAGAAUCUGAACUAUCUGAUGCAAAGAUGCAGAAAGCAUCUUUAGAACAUCAAGCGGAGAAGGAGAGGUUAGUAGCGGAAAUUGAGCAGAUGAAGAUGACUCUAGCACAAUACCGAGCUAAGGUGAUGGAGAUGCAGACCAAUGAGACAGCACUGAAAGGCCAGCUCGCUGUCUACACCGACAAGUAUGAUGAGUUCCAGACCGCAUUGGUGAAGAGUAACCAGCUGUUUGGUGGAUUCAAGGAGCAAAUGGAUAAGAUGUCUAAGAAGAUCCAGAAGUUGGAGAAGGAGUCUCUGUCGUGGAAGAAGCGGUGGGAGAGCUCUCAGACGGCGCUGCUGGACAUGUGCGGCGAGCGCCAGGCCAGCGAGGAGCGCGCCGCCGCCGCCGCGCGCCAGCUGCAGCGCAUGCAGGGCCUCUGCCGCACCCUGCAGGCGGAGCGCACCGCGCUGCUCGGCACGCUGAAGGAGCACAACAUCGAGCGGCCGCCGCUGCCCGCCACCGCGCCCUCGCCGCCCCCAGCCCCCGCCGCCGCCCCCGCCGCGCACCACACACACCCCCCACACCCCGCUGACAACAACAAGGUGGAAGCGAUGGCAGCAAAUUGUGAACAAUUAAGACAGAGCUUAGCUCAUUUACAAACACAACUGGACGUGCUAACAACAGCAAAUAACGAGCCAGUUCCAGAAAAAGUUAAAACUGAAAAGCAAAAGAAAUCAAAAUCGAAAAAGAGUAAAAAGCAGGCUGCAGAGAAAGUCGAUGUGAAAGAAACCGAAAGCGACUCCAGCGCCCCCAAAGAUGCUACGGACGAGAGUAAAACUAACGAAGCUAAUGAACAAAGAGCUAAGAAGAUAGAUGAGACAAUGAAUUCUUUAUUACUAGCUAUUAACGAAGUUGAAGUCAAAGAGAUAAAAAAUGAUACAGAAGUUAAAGAAGUAAAAAAAGAUGAGGUUGAGGCAGUAUUAAAUUCUAAUGAAAAACUAGAGGAUGAAAUAUCUACAGAAGUUGCAAAACUUACGGACGUAAAAGAGGAUAUUAUUGCAGAAGAGAAUGUGAGUCAAGUUGAGUUAAGUUCAAACGAAGAGAUAGCGCAUCUAGAAGAAGUGAAAUCUAUAUCAAAAGAAGCCUAAAUCCGUGUAACAGUGUAAAUAGUGAUUUCUACAUCAUUUUAUAUGAAAAACUUUAAUAUUUCAUAAUGGUUUAAAUGAAUUGUGUUCCUAAAUGGCCUAACAGUGAGUUUUGUAUGACCAGUGAAGUUUUUUUUGUUAUAAAAUCAUAUGUGGACAGGAUUAUGUGCGGAAUGGUUUUUAAAAAAAGUAUUGAAUCAUG
Papilio polytes (common Mormon) is the source of this 2069-nucleotide messenger RNA. Its product is annotated as gamma-taxilin. NCBI's taxonomy places the organism in Eukaryota, Metazoa, Arthropoda, Insecta, Lepidoptera, Papilionidae. The record is from RefSeq and is a predicted model, not a curated record. The transcript has 7 exons. Gene Ontology annotation, molecular function: syntaxin binding. The coding region runs from base 116 to 1870 and encodes 584 amino acids.